AUGUCAUUCGCAGACGCAGUGGAUCUGCCAGAAUUCAAAUCAUGGUUAGUGACAACUAUAGAGCCAUUGUGCGAUGCCGAUCCUGUCGUCAUGUCCGACUACAUUGUCGCAUUGCUUAAACACGAUGCUGUCAUGGCAGAAGAUGAGUGGAAAGUUUUCAUCUCUCGAGAAUUAGCGGAUUUCUUGGAAGACAGUGCAAAACCAUUCGUCGAUACAUUGUUCCAGACGCUAGCAACAAAAUCAUAUCUUCCUACUCCCGCUCCUAUAUCUCCCCCAAAAGCUCCCGCCAUCGUCUCGUCAUAUCGACCAGCGUCUAUAUCUACAGCGUUUUCAACACCUAUCGCCGGUCCAUCGACAAUUCGACAAGAUCAGAAUCGUCAAGUUCGUGUUAUUGAUAAAGACGUGGAAAUGGGCGAAAGCGCCCAGAUAAUCCCAAGCAAUGGUCAACCUGGACCGGCAAGGAGAAAGAAAUGUUUCGAUUAUCACGAACGAGGGUUUUGUAUGCGCGGAACGAAUUGCCCAUAUGAACACUCAGACGAUGUGAUUAUACCCACACCGGAAAUGAUGUUUGGCGGCCAAUUCCCCUCUCCUUUUAUGGGUCAACCAGGUGGUGGAAGAGGGAUGGGCAGAGGUCGAGGAAGAGGUAGGGGAAUGUCGGGACUUAAUCAAAAUGGGAAUGCACAUCCUAUGGGAGGUGGAUCCGGUUCGUUUCCCCAACAGAUGCCUUACCCGUUCCCCUUUCCGUUCCAACAAAUGCCCGGUCAAUCAAAUCAUAAGAACGAGAUACCAAGCGAGUAUCUGGGGUCCAACAGACCACCUGCGCAAAGAGAUACCACAUCUUUGGUCAUUACCGAUAUUCCCCAAGCUCACCUCAGUGUUCAAGCAAUUCGUGACUACUUUCAACAAUUUGGAGAUGUCACCAACGUAGCUGUUGAAGGGAAAUCAAAGAGAGCUUUAAUAAGUUUUGAGACCAAUCAACAAGCCUUCCAAGCUUGGAAAUCAGACGACGCCGUUUUCGGUUCAAGGCACGUCAAAGUCCUCUGGCACAGACCAAGGCCAGGUCAAGGUGGAGCAGGACAAGAAGCUCUGGAGAAAAGCGCAGAUCUAUUGGCGAAUAUGAGAAAGUUGGAAAGUGGAGAAGGGCUACAAGGAAAUGUAAAAGCGAAACUCUCUGGACCAGAAAGUCGAUUAAAAGCUACUUUGGCAGAAUUGGAAGUCACAGAAAAAAGAGCAAAGAAGGAGACUUUGAUGGCAGAGCAGAAGGUCUUAUUAAACAAGGCUCAAGGUGCUAGUAAAGAAGAGAAAGUGCAGAUAUUGGGCAGAUUGAAAGAGUUGAGCAAAGAAAUGGAAGGAAUAAACAACCCUCCGAAAACCGAUCCCAUGGAUUUAGAACUCAGCGAGAAAGAGAGGCUGGAUAGAGAAUUAGCAAAGCACGGCAUGGAAACUACCGAAGGGAAAGAUCAAGCGGAGUUAUUGAAACUAAGCGCUCAACUCUCAGCUUUGAGGGACAAGGCCGACACAUUAGGUAUCAACCCCUCGGCACGUUUUUCGCCUUAUUCCCGUGGAGGAUCGAGGGGCAGAGGGUAUACUUCUCGUGCAAGAGGCAGAGGACGGGGAGGUCCAUCUCGUCCUAUGCGUCUUGACAACCGAUCUCGCACGAUAACCAUAUCCGGCGAUGGUGUCAACUCUGACGAGGGAAAGAAAGCUGCUCAAGAAUGGUAUGAAUCCCAAGGGGGUGUCACUGAGUUUGUGGAGGGUGGUAUGAAGAUCACUUACCCAGCUAGGGAUAUGGCUGAAAAGGUUCUUGCAUUGGGCACAAAGGACAUAUCAGGAUUAUCGGGCGGAAUCCAGAUCAACUGGUAUAAUCCUCCUGCAGAAAGCCAUGCACCUGAAGUGGAGAUGGCAGAUGAAGAGCCAAUAAGAGGGGACAGAUAUGAAGAGGAAUAA
Molecule: messenger RNA, 1947 nt
Organism: Kwoniella shivajii
Lineage: Eukaryota; Fungi; Basidiomycota; Tremellomycetes; Tremellales; Cryptococcaceae
Exons: 7
Coding region: 1-1947 (648 amino acids)
Biological process (GO): mRNA processing
Cellular component (GO): nucleus
Molecular function (GO): metal ion binding; RNA binding
Source: RefSeq, a predicted model, not a curated record